CCUCACCGCACACCAUCAACACUAGCGCCAGUUUAGUUCGUUCACUUUCUUCGUGCCAAACAGUAUUGGAAGACCAAUGAGCGACACGGUACCUUUUGAUUCUGAGAAAGAGGUUGCAGCAGAGGUAUACGAUGCUGCCCUUCGCUUGCUUCGGCAAUACACAGACUUCUUGAACGCACUUGCAGCGGAAAACUUGCGGUCGUAUACGGCUAUAUCAACAUACGUGCCGGGAUCAACAAUUGGCAAGCAUGUUCGACAUGUUCUCGAUCAUUUCCGGAUACUGUUGACAGAGACGAGUAAUCAAGCGGAAGCUGUACGUCAAGUCAAGCAAGCACAGGGCAUACAUGAUGGUGACUCACCGGAGAAUGGAACGGAAAUAGUGGACGGCGCCCGGGGUGCUAUAAAGGUGAACUACGAUGAACGACAACGCGACCCCCAAGUGGAACAGGAUCCGUAUGCAGCCCUUGCCUCUAUUGAAGAAAUACGGCAAUCACUACUUCGAGUAGCCGCUUCCAAAAUGCGCCUGGACACACAUAUUGCCCUGGAAGCAACGCUGAAUCCACGCAAGCACGACGUUCCUUUCAGCUCCAGUUUUGGGCGAGAGCUCUGGUUUGUUUGCCACCACGCUAUACAUCACGCAGCCUUGCAACGUGCCAUUUGCGUCGAAUAUAACAUCCCAGUCUCGGAUGAUUUUGGUGUCGCGCCAUCAACUGUCAAGCAUCACUUGCAACACGAAAAAGCCGGACAAUAGGUUAUUGUCAUAGGGUGAAAGGCUGAAUGGACAUGUUUAUUUGGCAUUGUGUGCUAUAUACAAAUUCACCUAGGUCUCGUCCA
This is a messenger RNA of Spizellomyces punctatus DAOM BR117, 834 nucleotides long. RefSeq lists its product as uncharacterized. The record is from RefSeq and is a predicted model, not a curated record. Lineage: Eukaryota; Fungi; Chytridiomycota; Chytridiomycetes; Spizellomycetales; Spizellomycetaceae. The coding region runs from base 77 to 751 and encodes 224 amino acids. The transcript is spliced from 5 exons.